GUGCCCGGUGGCCUGUCCGCGCGGAGGCCCGGCCACAGCCUGCUGAAAGUUGGGUCAGAAGUGUAUACAGUUGGCAAACUUACUGCCGGCCUCCUGCCUCAGCAACUUGUGAUUGGCGGUCGGAUAUUGAGUUGUGACCCCACAUCAAUGCACUGCCAAUGGGCCGUGUCCUGCGCUGUGGCCUCAUGGUGUAAGUGGGAAAGAUGAGCAUAAGCAGCGAUGAGGUCAACUUCUUGGUUUACAGGUACCUGCAGGAGUCGGGGUUUUCUCACUCCGCGUUUACCUUCGGCAUAGAAAGCCACAUAAGUCAGUCCAGCAUAAACGGUGCCCUCGUCCCACCUGCUGCGCUGAUCUCAAUCAUCCAGAAAGGCCUGCAGUAUGUGGAGGCAGAAGUCAGUAUUAACGAGGAUGGCACCUUGUUUGAUGGCCGACCCAUAGAGUCUCUGUCCCUGAUAGAUGCUGUUAUGCCAGAUGUGGUACAGACCAGACAACAAGCCUACAGAGACAAGCUUGCUCAGCAACAUGCAGCAGCCGCCGCAGCUGCAGCGGCCGCCACCAACCAGCAGGGGUCGGCGAAAAAUGGAGAGAACACCACAAAUGGGGAGGAGAAUGGAGCGCACACCAUCGCAAAUAACCACACCGACAUGAUGGAGGUGGACGGGGAUGUGGAGAUCCCCCCGAACAAGGCAGUCGUGCUCCGGGGCCACGAGUCUGAAGUUUUCAUCUGUGCCUGGAACCCUGUCAGCGACCUCUUGGCAUCAGGGUCCGGGGACUCUACAGCAAGAAUCUGGAAUCUCAGCGAGAACAGCACAGGUGGCCCCACACAGCUGGUGCUUAGACACUGUAUACGGGAAGGAGGACAAGAUGUGCCCAGCAACAAGGAUGUCACCUCUCUAGAUUGGAAUAGUGAAGGCACACUUCUAGCAACAGGGUCUUACGAUGGAUUUGCCAGAAUAUGGACUAAAGAUGGUAAUCUUGCUAGCACCUUGGGGCAGCAUAAAGGCCCUAUAUUUGCAUUGAAAUGGAAUAAGAAAGGGAAUUUCAUCCUCAGCGCUGGAGUGGAUAAGACUACAAUUAUUUGGGACGCGCAUACUGGUGAGGCCAAGCAGCAGUUCCCCUUCCAUUCAGCCCCGGCACUGGACGUGGACUGGCAGACCAACAACGCCUUCGCAUCGUGCAGCACGGACAUGUGCAUUCAUGUCUGCAAACUAGGACAAGACAGACCCAUCAAAACAUUCCAGGGACACACGAACGAAGUAAACGCUAUCAAAUGGGACCCGACUGGCAACCUCCUGGCCUCCUGCUCUGAUGACAUGACCUUGAAGAUCUGGAGCAUGAAGCAGGACAACUGUGUCCACGACUUGCAAGCACACAACAAAGAGAUUUACACGAUUAAGUGGAGUCCAACAGGACCAGGGACAAGUAAUCCCAACGCCAACCUUAUGCUCGCAAGUGCAUCCUUCGAUUCUACAGUUCGGUUAUGGGAUGUAGACCGAGGGAUUUGCAUCCAUACUUUGACAAAACACCAAGAGCCCGUGUACAGCGUGGCAUUCAGUCCCGAUGGCAGAUACCUGGCAAGUGGCUCUUUUGACAAAUGUGUGCACAUUUGGAACACACAGACAGGUGCUCUAGUCCACAGCUACAGGGGAACAGGUGGGAUUUUUGAAGUUUGCUGGAAUGCAGCAGGGGACAAAGUUGGAGCCAGUGCAUCGGAUGGUUCCGUUUGUGUACUAGACCUUCGGAAAUAGUGCUACUAGUUGGAAGCCAUGGACCGACUAUGAAUGUGUACAUAGCCAAAAUGACUGUCCCUGACCCACGUACUGCUAUAGUCCCACUCGAACCAUGGCCAGUCCACUGCAGCCAAAUCUAAGAGAUCUACACAUGCAGUGUAUAUAAACACAACUGUACCCCGAAGAUGACAGAGUUUCAUCACAGCUUGUGAAUUCUGUUCACCAAGUGCUGGAAUCUAAUCUGCUGUGCCCCUAAAUAGCAUUUAGAAGUUUGGAUAUGAAAAACAGAAGAGAAGAAAACACGUGUUGUGGGAGCAGGCGACACAUGCGGUUGGGAUACUGAUGACAGCCUGGUCUCCCUUCGAAUCAGCAGACACCAUGGAUUAUCUUCUUUUUUCCCUCCGUAGUGAGCAGUUUGUAUGUACAGAGAAAAUGGACUUACAAAAACUUGCAGUAGUUUGUUCUCGCUUUCCAAGUUUGUUUUUGAUUUAGAGUUCGGAUGCAUGAAGUAAGGGAGUGAAUCAGUUUCUUGCUUUUAUUUUUCUCCUUUUAAACAACAACAAAAAAAUCUUAAAAAUAUUUUUAAUGCAUUCUUUUGAAAAGGUAGAAGUUUGGUACAUUUUAUGGCUCCCAGAGCAUAUGUUCAAUUGGUGCACAGGGGGUGGGAAUUAGGGAAACACGUGGCUUUGGUCACAUCAAUCUGCAGACACGUCAGCAAAGCACCAGCUCUUGUUCUCUGGGCUUUUUCUUUUUUUUUUUUCCCCUUUUUUGGUGAUGUGGCUUGAAUAUAAUUUCUUUUGGAGGACAUAUUUCUGCCAAUUAAAGACUAGAAGGGCACAAAAUGGUUUUGUUUUAUAUUACCAUAGAGAAGAUACAUUUAAAAAAAAAUCUUCUGAUGCUCUGUAGCCAUAAACUAAAUUAUGGUUAAAAUGUGCACUAUUGUGAAAAGGAGCAAAGUAGUCUGGGGCUUUUUUUUUUUUGUUUGUCUGUCUGUUUGUUUUGCUUUGUUUUUUAAGAGAUUAAAAUGUUUCUGGAUAAGGAUUAGCUUCUCCAAGUGUCCGUCAUUCUGUGUAGAAGCUUAAAUAUGUAACCAGACUCCAGUAUUAAAAAUCUCUCAUGUUAUUUUUCUUUCUACAAAGCAAGAUAACAAUACAUAACACUGCCAUCACAUGGCAACAUGUUUGCUACCCCUUAGUUUUUAAAACAACCUUUAAAAGACUUGCUUUCGAGGUGUUUUUGAAAAGCAGUGAUUCGGCAUUUAGGGGAAAACUGUAACUGCAGCGACCCUGCUCCAGCUCUGCAUCUGUGGCCUGGGCUGCACUGUUUCCGAUACACAGAGAUGUAAGCUGCUGUUCUUUUUCCAGUAAUCACUACUGUGCCGUGUCUUUUACUCUGUUCAUAUCAGAUAUUUUCUUAAAGAUAUAGAUACCCAGUCAGAUCUCUUGUGCUCAUGCAGCUAAAAGUAGAAUCUCCCUGAGGCCGUGUUUGGGUGAGUGGCCAGCAGGAUUGUCCGUUCUGAAGAGAACAGUUGUCAAGUUCAUAUCUUUUCAUUUUUAAUUAAGAAAUUGCUUAUUAUUGAGCUCAGCAAAUUUAUAACACUAUUUCUGUCACUAGCUAUUUUGAGGCCUUUUACCACUAAAAUCUUCCCCUGCAUUCUGAGUGGAAGCAGAUUGAACCCAGGCACUGCAGCUCUGAUUUUUCAGCACCUGUACUUUUGUUUGUUUGUUUGUUUUCAAUUAUAUAUAUAUAUUAUAUAUGUUAUAUAAUAUAUAUAUGUAUUAUAUAAUAUCAGCCUUGAUUGAAGCAAGUCCUAAUUUCACUAAGGUAGGGUAGUAUUUGCUUCUGGUAACGAGAGAAUAAACACACUGCAUCUCACUAUCCUUGUCCUGUGUGCCCCGGUUCCUGUGAGUGGGGACUGUGAUACUGUAAUAAUACUAUUAAAAUUUACAUCCAGAGCGGCAGUCACCAUGAUGACUUUGUGCCAGCUGUUUCGGGGUUUGGGGUCACCUCGGAGAUACUGAGAACUCACCCCAUGACUUAUAUCAGAAGCCUGGAGUGCUGAGCGUCUGGCACAGACGGUCUUCCUCCUGUCGCUGGUCCGCACCCGUGGACCUCUGUUGUUUAAAAAAAUCUAAGAAAAAUAAAAAAAAUCUGUGCAAUAACUUUUAAAUGUGUUCCCCAGGAAUAGACACAAACGUUCUGAGUGUACCUGAGCUGCAGUUUCCUUGAGUAAUGAAUUUGUCAAUUGCACUGAAUUUAAACCUGAGAGUCGGAGGUGAUUGUUGAUAGUACUUUUGUAUUUUGAUAUGGACAUUUGAUUCAUUUGCAUAGACAUUGAGAUUCUUCCCAACUGAUUAAAAGACAGUCACAAGUUUCUGCAGUGUAGCUGUCAAGUGGGCAGCUGUGUCUUAUGAUAUUGUCACGUGUCCUGUUGAGGUGUUUGUGUCUGUUUGCUCAUUUGGUCCCCCCGCCUCAGUUCUUUAGCUCUUUUAUUUCAGUAUACUGGCCGUGAUAGGACGUGUAAGAGAAUAGCAACGCAGAGCUUUAUUCUGGAGUCUCGGGUCUUUUCCACGCAGACUGGCUGCAGGUGUCUGUAGGGUGGUUCUUCACAAACGGAGAACUGUUGGCUUAGCUGCUGUUCGUCGCCUGCUGACGUGCCACGAUGCUGCUCCACAGCCCCCAUACCACUGUCUCCACCUGAGCAGUCAGUGAGGACAGGAGCCCACGUUUCCCAGCAUGCACAGCUCUAUCUCGGGGGCUCUUUCUUUCCCUCUUGCUUUUUCCUGAGAACUUAUUCCUGAAGAUCCACUGGAUCCCGUAGGCUUUUGGCACCCAUCGUAGAUCGUUGUUUUAUGUGCUACUGUAAGAAAUGUAAUCAUAAGAAGGGGGAGGAAACUUGAAUGCCACGUGAUUAAAGAGCAGCUGCCACUCUUAACAGGCAGGAGGGAGUCUGGUCCUCUCUGUGUGGGAGAUCAGGGCAUAGAUUUCCUCCAUCCCAUUUCAUGAUCAGGUCAUACCCUUGACUUGUGGAUGACUUCAGGAGUGGUAACUGAUAAUGUCCGAAUAGGUCUUAGAGUGUAGCAAAUUCUGUUUUAAUGAGUUGUUCUCUAGGUAAGUAUGUCUUAGGGUCAAACACCUUUUACAGAUACUGAAAGUGCCUCCUUUUGUGGUGUAGAAAACAAAUUAUGGUGCAAAAAGUCAUCACCAGAUUGAAUCUCAUGGUUUUUUGCUUUUUGACAUAAAAAAUGUCAAGAGACAGGCCAAAGAUUUGUACUUUCCACUUAUAAAACACUCCUUUUUUCCUUAAAAUUCUUUCUUGUCAAAUUAGAUUUAAUGAGAGAGUACUAUUUUUAAGGAGCUAUCUGUUUAUGUAGAAUGAUUCUGUUAGAAUAUUGUAGGCUAUAAAUGAGGACUAGGGGCCUGCAGUGACCUGCAGAGGCCUGGGCAUUUUUGCCAUUUAAAGGAAUCACAGAUGAGCACGCUUCUGCACACACCUGACAAGCCUGACAGGACACACGUGGGAGAAUACACGGAUGCAGUGCUGCUUUUUACUCUUUAAGACCAUUUUCAUUUUCGUAAGCACAUCACACAUUUCCUCAAAACCUGGAAACUCCCGUGCUGAGAGCAGCAUCUGCCCUGCACCUGGUGAGUCCGUCAGUUUCCUCAGAAUCCCUGCUCCGUGGACCAACAUUGUGGCAUGCCAGGAACAGCCAACACCUGAGGGCGCAGCAGCCUACAGAGACCCUGGGGUGGUUUUUGUUUGUUUUUGGUCCUCCCCCCCACUUCUCUGAAUCAGCAGGGAGGGAAGGGGAGGUGUGAACUCCUACCAGUAUAGCUCUGAAGUGUCAGGUUCACUACCUGUUUUUUAAAAACAUGAUCCUAGUUAAACAGAAGAGAGGAAGCGUUUAGUUCUUUGAGACACUGAUUUAGAAACUCCAUCGUGUCUUCUGUCUGGUUCUAAGCUGUCAGUAGAAUUCUUUACUUCCACCCUUUCUGCAGCCAUGUUGGAGCAGGGGUGGUUAACUAGGCAUCUUUUUCCUGGCAAGCGGUUUCAUGUUUUCUUUGGAAUUCGGGAUAAGUUCAAGGAAGUAUUCUGCAUGUUUUAUCUAUCUGGUGUGCUUUUCCAUCUCGUCACAAACCACCAGGCAGGCUGUGCUGCCGUCCUUCAGGACUGAAGCGGCUUCUUCUCUCCUGACUUUGACAUUGUAGCUCUAUAUAAUGUUCUCAUUUUGGUUUUGGCAAAUCCUUUGGGUCUAAUUCUGUGAGCCUACCUAUAGCACUGGAUGAAAAUGUCUGCAUCUUUUCUUUAGUUAUCCAGUAACUUUAAAGGUGUUGUACAAGUGUAAACCAGCCCAUGACAAUUUUUUGUACAUGUUAAAGAACUUUUGUUGUUCACUUUCCAUGAUGGUUUAUAAGGAUGACUGAUAAGAUGUCUCUGCUCUCCUGGACCAUGUCAAUGAUACUCACGAUGUACUUUGGUUCCACAUCACAGUGAUUUGUCCCCACUGACCUUUGGCCCUUCCCAGGCACAGUUUUUGUGUGUUGUUGCAGUUCUCCCCUUGCGUUGUAUUGCUUUGACAACUGUAAUUUGAAUCAGAUCUGAAAGAGGUCCAGAAUAAAAUAUAUUUUGAUAUUA
Molecule: messenger RNA, 6366 nt
Organism: Nannospalax galili (Upper Galilee mountains blind mole rat)
Lineage: Eukaryota; Metazoa; Chordata; Mammalia; Rodentia; Spalacidae
Gene: Tbl1xr1
Product: transducin beta like 1 X-linked receptor 1
Exons: 16
Coding region: 204-1748 (514 amino acids)
Biological process (GO): regulation of transcription by RNA polymerase II
Cellular component (GO): histone deacetylase complex
Molecular function (GO): protein binding; transcription corepressor activity
Source: RefSeq, a predicted model, not a curated record